UCUUCCUAUUGGUUGCAUACUCAGUGUGAAUUGUGGAUCAAUUCAAUUGCCACAAAAAUAUUAAAUGAUUUGAGUACAUAAAGGAAGUGAGGGUCAAUCUAGAUCCUCAUGACCAAUAUGAUUCAAAAUGAUAUGCCUUAUGUGUAGUGUGUAAAUGUCUUUCGUGAAUUAUUGAGGAUGAUUAUUUUCCAAUGAUUAUUGCAUCUUGUAGACGAUCGUUGCACCUUCGUAAACGAUUGUCGUGCCUUCGUAAAUGAUGUGUAUUAACGUGAACAUUGUUGGUUGAGGCGAUCUUUAUGGUCAAGUAUUAAAUUGUAUGGGAUAAUGUAUAAGUGGUGUUUCAAACCUAAAAUAGAGUAUACUAAUUGCAGGUCGCGUUCUAGAAUGGCCAACAACAAUGAUCUAGCUGCUGCGAUUCGCCUCUUGGCGGAAAAGCUAACCCAGGAGAGAACUGAACGCCCUGAUUCUACAGGGGAAAUGUUUGAAAGACUUUCUAAGGUUAAGCCACCGUAUUUCAAGGGGCAAGCAGAUCCAACCUUCCUGGAAAACUGGAUUAGGGAAUUUGAGAAACUAUUUGAGGCUGUGAGUUGCCCUGGGAGUAUGAGAGUAAGUCAAGCCGUUCUUUACCUGAAAGAUGAGGCCGACCUUUGGUGGAAGGAAAAUGGAACUAGACUAAGUGCUGUCGAGGGAUUCAAUUGGGAUUCAUUUAUUGUUGCCUUGAGGGGGAAGUUUUAUCCUCCUUUUAUGAGAAAACAGAAAGCGCAGGAGUUCAUCAACCUUAGGAUGGGGAAUAUGACUAUUGCUGAAUACUAUAGCAAGUUUAUAGCUUUGUCGAGGUUUGCACCUGAGGUGGUAGCUACUGAGGAGCUAAAGGCUCAAAGGUUUGAGCAAGGACUGACUGAUGAAAUUCAAUUGGGAUUAGGUGGAGAAACAUUUACAUCCUUAGACAUAGUGUAUGGGAGAGCUGCUCAUAUUUAUGGUCUGCAGUCUAGAAGGGAAAAGAAAACUGUGGUAAUUGGGGAAAAGAGAAAAGAUUUUAAUGCUGGGGGUAACCAAGAAAACUUUAAAAGGAAUAGAAACGGAAAUGGGAAUGGAAAUGGAAAUUUCCAAGGAGGAGACAAUCAGGGGCACCAAAACAACUCGAACCAAUCUAAGAGAGUGCAUCAUUGCAAAAUGUGCAGUAACAAUCACCCUGGUAAGAACUGCAAGGGAGAAUUAGUGACCUGCAACUAUUGUCAGAAAAGGGGGCAUAGAGAGUAUGAGUGCUUCACUAAGCACAGAAAGGAACAAAAUAGUAAUGGAGGUGGAAACCAAGUGAGGUUUAACCAGUCUGGAGGUCAAAAUUCAAAGCCUGGAGGGGCACAAAACAAUCAAGAAAACUAUAAUAAGCCUGCAAAUGAUCACAACAACCCGGAUAAGGCUCCAGGAAAGUUGUACAUGAUGAAUCAGAAUGAAAAUGAACGAUCUACCGAUAUAGAUUCUGGUACUUUUCUAUUAACUCCGCGCAAGUUAAGCAGUAUUUAAUUCGUGGUGACUUGUUCUUUUGUUUCGUCAUCUGUUGUGAAAAGUCUAAAGUUAGUAGUUUUAGUGAAAUAGGAAUUUUGAGGAUAGAAUUCGUCGAAAGAGAAUUUUAGUUAGCUAUUCCCUGAGGUGAGUUACGAGGGCGUAACUCGUUUUCUUUAAGGGGGUAGAAUGCGAUAGAAAUUCGCGCUUUUUACCUAUUUUAUGGCAUUUUUAUGCAUUUGUAUGCUUAUUUUAGCAAAUUUUACAAGUUUAGGCAAAGCAAAUAGACUCUCUGCAUAAGAAAAGGUGUUCAUGAGUAACACAAACAGCUUUGAGUUGGCAAAAGAGUGCACAUAGGUGGCACAAGUACUUCUCUAGUAAGAAUAAGUUAAAAGUUUUUGGGGAAAAAUGUGGGAAAUUUCGUGUCAAGUUUCGGGACGAAACUUCUUUUAAGAGGGGUAGAUUGUAAUCCCCCGUAAAUUUAUAAAUUUUAUUAAUAUAUUUUAACGUACAUUAUUUAUAUUUAAAUAGAAUUUAUGAAUUUUAAGUAAUAAAUAUAUAAUUAACGUAUAUUUAUUUUAUUUUAAGUACGUUCUAAAUAUUUAACGAUUUUAGAACUUUAUUAUAUAUUUAAUGUAUAUUUAAUUUUAUUUAAAUAUAUUCUAAAUAUUUUAACGGUUUGUACAAUAAAGAAUAAUUUUAGAAUUUUAAGUUAAAAAGAAUUUGAAUUACGAAAAUCGAUUGAAUUUAGAAAACGAUCAUAUUUCGGUUUUGGAUUCGAAUCCUAAAAUUAAACUCCUAACUCUAGCCCAAUUGGUGAAGCCCAAAGUAAUAAAACCCAAACUACCUACUCCCUUCCUCCUCAACUUCACGUGAAAACAAAAACCAAAAACCCUCCCCUCAUCUUCUUCCCUUGCUUCACGUGAACCCUCAACACUCCAGCCUCAGCCGCCGGCCGCCGCCACUACAAGCCGGACCACCGCCGUCGCCGCUCACGUGAACCAGAACCACCGUGCGUCGGCCACCAGCUGCGCCACCGCCACUGCUCAGCCGCGAACUUCACCUCCUCACUCCCUUCUCCUUCGCGCAAGUACUCCUCUUUGAUUCUUUCUUGCGCACAGCCAUUGUGCUGCCAACCGCACCACCGUCGAGCGCAACCACCACCUGCCCGGCUGCAUCCUGCCGUGUCACCCAGUUCUCCUGACCACCGGCCGCUGCUGCGCCUCCCUUGCCGCCGACCAACACCCUUUGAAUCUUUUUUGGCGGAGAAUUCUUUGUGGGCGAUUUUUGAAUUCGUUAAAGUGGCCUAUCAGUUUGUUUACACAAGUCUCUAAGGAUCAAUAAGCGUUGCCCAUCUACAGGUUUGAAGAUGAUGCAUCAUUGGGAUCGGGAUUAGAGAGCUUGUAGUUCUAUUCGUUUAAUUAAGUGAUUUAAUUUGUUAACUUGGAUUUGAAAUUUGUCGUACUAUUCGUAUUUCCUUAAUUCAGUUAAUUGGUUUGGACCUAAUAUGUAAUAGAUUAUUUAUGAACCUAAAGGUUAGUUUUAUGUUUUCCGCUGCAAAAUUCUGAAUAAGCCGUAACGUUUUCACACGGGCGAUAAUACUUUGAUAAUUCCCUACAGUUAUAUUUAAAAAGAGGUUAUUUUAGAAAAUGGGAAUUGUUGGGGUGUUACAAAGUGGUAUUUUUGAGCUAAAGGUUUUACUGACAUUUCGUGUCUACCUUUUAUAUCUUAGGCGCCUAACCAACUAAUUAGUUAUGUAAAAGUAAUUUCACACUAGUGAAUAAAUUUAAAGUUAUUAGCUAGAAAUGUUUGAAUUUAUUUUAAUAUUGACUCUUGAAUCGUGCUUUGAAAUACGUUUUUAUGCGAAUAAAUGUAUUUCGAUUCUUUUGAAAUUUAAAUUAAUAUUUCAAAAAAAAAAAAAAAAAAAAAAAAAAAAAUUUUACUGCUGCUG
This is a messenger RNA of Spinacia oleracea (spinach), 3454 nucleotides long. RefSeq lists its product as uncharacterized. NCBI's taxonomy places the organism in Eukaryota, Viridiplantae, Streptophyta, Magnoliopsida, Caryophyllales, Amaranthaceae. Bases 325 to 1524 code for a protein of 399 amino acids. The record is from RefSeq and is a predicted model, not a curated record. The transcript is spliced from 4 exons.